AUGGAUAGNGGAAGGCUGGAGGAAGAUAAGGGUAAGGCAGGGGGAAGGAAUGUAGCGGAUAGUGGAUCAGAUAUCCAGAUAUGGUUUCUGGAUGAGGUAGUAAAAUAUCCAAAAAGUUUUGACCUUGAGGGAACCAAUUCAAACCCAUGGGGAGGUCAACUACCUGACCUUAGAGGAGGUCAACUACCUGACCUUAGAGGAGGUCAACUACCUGACCUUAGAGGAGGUCAACUACUUGAACUUAGAGGAGGUCAACUACCUGACCUUAGAGGAGGUCAACUACCUGACCUUAGAGGAAGUCAACUACCUGAACUUAGAGGAGGUCAACUACCUAACCUUAGAGGAGGUCAACUACCUGACCUUAGAGGAGGUCAACUACCUGACCUUACAGGAGGUCAACUACCUAAAGAAAGAAGUGAUGAUGAAGGGUCUCUAGAAAAGGCAAAGGUUGGAGUUGAGGAGAGGUGCGUGGAGAAGGUGGUUAUGGAAACCAGGAUGGAGUAUAAUGAGUCAGUUGAAUGCACUCAUAGUUAUGAUCAACGGUGCUACUCGUCUGUGUCUACAAUAUUCAGUCCUAUUCAGGAAGAAGAGUGUGAGGAGAACUAUAUAAAGGAUUGUUAUAUUGAAGUAGGAAAAGCUGCGCUAAAUGUCAGCUCUAAAAUCUGCAGAAAAGCUUUAGUUAAAGAUUGCGAAGAUACGAGUGAAAACACAAUUUGCUCUUCACAGUAUGAAGUAGAAUGCGAAACAAAUCUACGUGAACACCAGGUUAAGGAUGAUGUUGUUGACUGUAAAACAGAAAAUGAGGAAAAAUGUGAAGAAAUUAUUCAGGGAUAUUCUACCAUAUCACAUUGUCAACAGGUAUAA
Eurytemora carolleeae is the source of this 864-nucleotide messenger RNA. RefSeq lists its product as uncharacterized. The record is from RefSeq and is a predicted model, not a curated record. The transcript has 10 exons. Lineage: Eukaryota; Metazoa; Arthropoda; Copepoda; Calanoida; Temoridae. Bases 1 to 864 code for a protein of 287 amino acids.